AUGGAGCUUCCAGUUCCAUCAGCAUUGUGCGGCUCACGUGCAGCAUCUGCGACGGUCAACUGGCCUUCCUCGGCUGGCAUCAGGAAGCUGACAUGGUCCAGCGCUGAUGCCCAUGGCGAUUGGAAAGCCACUACUUAUACUUUGAUUGCCUCUUUGGUCCUUGGCUCCAAGCUGCUCAGGCGAGGACAGAGCCGCGGACCUGCAAGAUCAGUGAAAGCUGCUGGUUGCGGCAGAUCCGGAACUCGGAGGGAGCAGAUUUUUCUAGAUGUCGUGGCUGCAGCAGUUGCUGCUGGCCCAUCUGCUGCCGCUGCCAAAGGUGGCAAUCCUUUUCUGCUCGUCCAGGAUGGGGAGGAGGCAUUCAGAAAAAACCGCGUGGAGGAAUCGAUCGACUUGUUUGACAGCGCCGCCGAGUCAGGAUAUCCGAAGGCGAGGCUUUGGCAACGUGGACUCUCCCUGUACUACGCGAAGGAUUUCACAGCCGGGUCGCAGCAGUUCAGGAAGGACGUGGAGAUGAAUCCCAAUGACACUGAGGAGUCGAUUUGGGCGUUCCUUUGUGAUGCCCAACUGGUUGGGUUCGAUGAGGCACGAAAGCAGAUCUUGAAAGUUGGUGUGGACCCCCGACCGGUCAUGCGCACAGCCAUGGCUUUGUUUAGGGGCGAUGAUGAUACCAAGUACCUGGCCGCUCUUGAAGACUUGUCCGGCGGUGGCGGCUCUGAUGUCUUUUACUCCUGUCUCUACCUGGGCUUGUACUAUGAGGCGAAAGGCGACGUGGAGAACGCACGACGGUACCUCUUGAAAGCCACGACUUGCCGGUAUGGCAAAGGUAGCACUGAUUAUAUGGCCGAUCUGGCCCGGGUGCAUGUCGCUCGGCGCGGCUGGGGCGAAGUAGAGUUUUGA
Symbiodinium sp. CCMP2456 is the source of this 897-nucleotide messenger RNA. The record is from the annotation of a GenBank genome assembly. Lineage: Eukaryota; Dinophyceae; Suessiales; Symbiodiniaceae.